CGUACGGCUCUUAGCCUUCUACGAGGUCCUUAAGCUGUACUACCCAUUCGAAAAGUCAAGACGCUUGUGUUCUAAGAGAAAAACUCACCGCUAUCGAAGACGUUGAUAUCUUCAACGGCAACCUGUUAAUAGUGCGUUUUCAUAUUUCCAUGUGUACAGUGAUCCUCCGCUAAUGAAUGAUGGAUAAGUUAACUGUCAGAAGAAGCAUUCUAGUGCUAACGGCAGCCAUAUCUUUUCUGCAUUACGGUAGUACCCAAGAGGAUGGUGAAGUGUACAAGGGAAAGUAUUUGGGUAAAUUCAAUGCUUAUCAUCAUCAAGUCUCUGGUGAUGUUUAUGCUGUCGAUGAGUACACAUUACUGUUAACGUCGUUCAGCUACGAUGGAAAUGGAGCAGACACCUUCUUUUGGGCAGGAGCCACGAAUCGUCCUGGUCCACAAGGAUUCAUUGUACCCAACGAAUGGGGAAUAACAAACGUGCUUGAUCGAUAUUUUAAUAAGGACAUAACGUUGACGUUACCCGAUAAUAAGAAGAUCACGGAAAUCAAAUGGUUCGCCAUUUAUGAUCUCACGAGUCAGAAUACAUUCGGGGAUGUAUAUAUCCCAGAAGAAUUUGAUCCUCCAGCACCUCAGAAGAUAUCACAAUUAACAAAGAGAUCGCACAAUGUAUCGUCCGAGUCUAUUGUUAUUAUAGAUGCAAAAACAAUAAGCAUCCCACAGUUUAUUUAUGAUGGUCAGGGUGCUGACACUUAUUUCUGGGUAGGAUCAGGUCCACAGCCUUCUAGUAAAGGAAUAAAAGUUCCAGACGAACAUGGAUAUUUGGAUCCAUUACGAGCUUAUAAUAGUGAAGAUGUGAUUAUUCAAUUACCUGGUGAAAUGACAGUUUUUAAUAUUGACUGGUUGAGCAUCUUUGAUGUGGAAACAAAAACAAAUUUUGGUUCUGUUGUUAUAUCAAAUGGUCUGAAUGUACCACCCUCUCUUGUAAAGGUCAAGAAACAUGCAAAAGCAUAUCCUAAUUGCAUUCAGUUGCAUAAAAGGUAUCACGUGAGUUGGGAAAUCUUUGGACCUGCAAUUACUAUUCAACUGGCUGGUCAAGUAGGGGAAGACGAGUACAUGGCAUUUGGAUUGUCUGGUUCUCAAGAACGUAGUCAAAUGGAAGGUGCUGAUGUUACUAUUGCCUAUUUGAUUGAUACACGUGGCUAUGCUACUGAUUAUAAUAUCACUGCUAAGGCACCGUGCGGAAAAGUUCUUGGCCAGUAUAGAGGAGUAUGUAAAGAUGAGCUUGUCGGUGGUUUGGACAGUAACCAGCUUCAUACAGCAGUUCGAGAAGAUGGGAUCAAUGUUAUAACUUAUAGACGUACACUUAUCUCUUCUGAUCCUGGGGACAAGGAAUAUCCAACUGAUAGACCAGUCUACAUAGUCUGGGCACUGGGUAGAUUAGAUGAGAAUAAAGAACCAAGUUUUCAUGAUGUCUAUCCUAAAGGUGACCUGAAGUUAGUUUUAAAUCGCACAGAACAUGAGUAUAAUUGUAUGGACUUUACAGAGAGUGAUCAGGACUUAAGUGAACCUUGGGAAAAGGCUGAAAUUUUUGAUAAAAGUAUUAGAACCUUUAAAGCAUGGAUUGGACCAUCUGGUGGUAAAAAGGGUUAUCAAGGAAUGACAGGUCAAACGUCAACUGGCCUGGCUUGGUACAUCAAUGGACAAUUGAUACCAGAAUUGUAUUUACGCCGGGGUUUAACGUACAAUUUUAAGGUUCAUGGUGGAAAUAAUCCACAUAGUGCAACAACGUAUCAUCCAAUAAUUAUAACAGAUGAGCCACACGGUGGAUACGAUAGACUCAGUGAUACUGCUCAAAGUAAAGUUAGAGUACUUGCUGGAGUAGAAUUUACUAGGAGAGGUAGACCAAGGCCUACAGCUGUCGGUCCACUCUGCCUUGGCAAACACAAUGGACGUGAUAGAAGGUUGGAUGAUGAUUUUCCAACUUUCAAGAAAUUCAACAGAACCUUGGUAGUCAAUUGCGAGUCAGAGGAAUCUGGUAUUUUGGAGGUGACUCCGAAUUCUACGUGGCCUGAUACCGUUUAUUAUAAUUCAUUUACUCAUGCGAAUAUGGGCUGGAAAAUUCACGUGGUUGAUGCGUACGCGAAAAAUGGAGCGAUUGCAUUUCGCUUGAGUUGGUUAGUAGGAGUUUUAGCUGUAUUUUUUCGUAUCUUAUAAAGUCAGAUUUAAAGUCGUAAGAUUGCUCAAUUCUGUCGGCUAUGUAACUUUUCGCUGAACUGGAAAAGGACCUCGUUAAACACUCAAAUACUGUUAAUGGUGUAAUAAUAAGUUACGGCUGAAACAAGUGAACUCUCAGGCAAGUUACUCUUUUUCGUGUUGAUUAAUAGAUUCUCUUUAUGGCGAGGGAGAAUAAAUCCAAAACAUAUUUUUGAAUUUAUUACGCUAAGCUACUUCUUUAGUGUGAAAAAUACCAAAAGGAAAUUAAUUUUCAAUUGUUAUAUGCAUAUAGGGUGUUAUAUGAUCAAUGAAUAAUCUGUAUGUUGAGAUUUUAGGCUUUCGCGGCCAAUAUUAUCAUUAAUACUCAUGGUUUCCGGAUGAAAGCCGCGUCUGUAUUCAGCUUCGUGCCAACGUUUCGCAAACGUUUCAGUCUGCAUCAUCAGAGCUAGGAGGCUCCGAUACUAGGAGGCUCCAAUACUAGCCCUGAUGAUGCAGACUGAAACGUUUGCGAAACGUCGGCACGAUUGAACACAGACGCGGCUUCCAUCCAGAAACCACGAGUAUUAAUUUGUACGUUAUUCAAAAUUAUAAUAACACCUUAUGUCUUUCUUGAAAAUCUGCGUAAAGUGUUAUUUCGUGUACGCUUUGGGAAUUCUUGUUACUUGAAUUCGAGGAUAGUCAAAUUUCGUGUGAUUUAUGGUGGUAUUGUUAUAUCAUGAUAGAUUGUAAUAAUAUUUUAAUCUUUAAUACAUUAUCUGUUGCGAUAUCAAAGAUCAUGAAGACUUUAACAAUGUGCAUACGAACAUUAAAAUAUUGUUUAAUUUAUA
Molecule: messenger RNA, 3037 nt
Organism: Cephus cinctus (wheat stem sawfly)
Lineage: Eukaryota; Metazoa; Arthropoda; Insecta; Hymenoptera; Cephidae
Gene: knk
Product: protein Skeletor, isoforms B/C
Exons: 13
Coding region: 177-2210 (677 amino acids)
Source: RefSeq, a predicted model, not a curated record